Molecule: messenger RNA, 3506 nt
Organism: Humulus lupulus (European hop)
Lineage: Eukaryota; Viridiplantae; Streptophyta; Magnoliopsida; Rosales; Cannabaceae
Product: meiosis-specific protein ASY3
Exons: 11
Coding region: 406-2955 (849 amino acids)
Biological process (GO): meiotic cell cycle
Source: RefSeq, a predicted model, not a curated record
AUUUUUAAUUAAAAUAGUUAUAGCCAAAAAACUUUUAAAAUAUAAAAAAUAAUAAAACACGUUUUUGGAAGACUCAAAUCCAUAAAAUUGGAAAACCCAUAGUAUUGGAUGAUAUUUCACUCCCAAAAGAAGAAGAAAAAAGAAAAAAAAAGGGGAAAGAGAGUGUAGGGGCAAUAUGGUAUUUAUGAUCGUGUGAAGAAGAGGGAGCAACACAAAGAAGUUACAUUGCAGCUUCUUAUUUCCCGCCUUUUCAUCAUUUGCUCUUCUCAGCUCAAUUCCAUUUCAAACACACACACGCAAUCUCUCUCUCUCUCAAGAACUGAAACGACGAGCUUAUCCAUGAUCACCGCCUGUUAGAGCUGCCAUCGUGAUUCUUGGUUUCAUCUUCCCUGCUGAAUCGCAAGGAUGGAGGUUGACUCACAGAAAUUGCGAGAUGAUCCAACGAUCCAUUACUGGAGUUUAGGAAGUAAUAAUCAACCAUCGAGUCAGUCCAGAAAGAUAUCAAUUGGGAUUUUGGUAGAUUCAUUACAGAAGAAUGCUUCAAAGGAUGGAGAUAUUGCAAAUCUGAAUGCUGAAAGGGUAAAGUCUGGUUCUGAUUUUAGGAAGUCUGCAAAAGGAAAAAGUAAGAUCGAAGAAACGACAGCUCCCCAGAAAACUAAACAGACUGAAGCAAUAGAGCCGGUGAAAUCCCCAUGGAUUAACACAAGAAACUUCUUCCCCAAAGCAACCACUUCUGAGACUAUUCUUUGCACAGAACGGAUUUCUAAUUCACCAGCCAGUAAGAAGUUUAAUGGGGUCACAUAUGAAAGGAAGGGAAGGAGGGACGGAUCCACAGAGGGUGUGCCGGAGUUUACCUUUGCAACGGUGCCGAAUGUUUCGAAAUCAGAUAAAAAGGUGAUCGAGGACAAAGCGAAUGCAAAUGGAAAAACUGAAAGUCUACGACUGAAGCUCCAGGAGAUAUUGGGAGCUGUUUCAACCCCUAAUGAGCAGUCUCCUAAUUCUCCAACUCGUGAUUUAGGUGUCAAUUGUAUAAAUCAAGAGCAAGCAUUUGAUGAAAUGGGUGAUGCAGUUGAUAAUCAUAGACAGAGUCCAGAAAACAGAGAACAGACAUUUGAUAAGAUAGGUGAUGCAUUAUCCAAGCCUACACAGAGUCGUGAAAACAGAGAACAGACAUUUGAUAAGACAGGUGAUACACCAUCCAAGGCUAGACAGAAUCGUGAAAACAGAGAGCAGACAUUUAAUAAGAUAGGUGAUACACUAUCCAAGCCUGGACAGAGUCGUGGAAACAGAGAACAUACAUUAAAUAAGAUAGGUGAUGCACUAUCCAAGCGUAAACAGAAUUCGGAUACAAUAGAAACUGAUUCUGACUCUGAUUAUAGGAUCAAGAGACCUGUGACUCGUUCUUCGACAAGGAAGAGGGCUCCAGCCAAGGCGCAAAAGAAAACUAAAAAGAGUGGUCAGCUCCCUGGUUGCAAACUGAAACACCAAGAAAAGAACAUUUCCCCUUGCGAAGAUAAAUUUCCCAGAAGACUAAGUACUGUUGGAGGUAGUUCCUCCAUGUUUACACAAAAGAAAAGUGAUAAGAAGAGUUUCAGAGUUGAGCCACGUACUUUAUUUCACGAAAAGGAUAUAGCAGAAAAGAUUCAAGAAGUAUCACAUAGGAGUGAAACAUCACCACCUGCUCAAAAAACAUCUUCAUUUGGUAAAAUUAGAGAUAACAAUAGUUUCGAACCUGAGAAAGAAAGAGACUAUCUUGGAGUGAAGAAGAAUAUCUCAAACAAUUCACCUCUGAUAGACAACAGAGACAAUCAGUAUGGGGAUUUUGUGAGUCCAGAUAGCAGAGAUCAACACAAAGACAUUGGUACGCCCUCAAUGAAGCGCCAAGAAAAUGUUGGUAGUCCAGUUGUAAGGAAUGUUGUAAACCUACAAGAUGGGUUUCGAAGUCCAACAUUUGGAAUUAAUGCACCUAUAUCAAGUUCUUCCCUCAGCUCAAUGCCCAAUUCGGACAAAAUGGGAGAAAUUCGUAGCUUCAGGGUUCUGCAAAGUAAAACAUUUGACUGUUCUGACGAUCAACUGAUAGAACCUUCAGUUAGUACGGAGAAGCUUAAGGGUUUUCCCACCAGAAAAGCAUCAAAUAAAGUCAAAGAGAAAUAUGAAGAAACUCCUCUCUCUGAAUCAUCAACUGAAGAUACACGCUCAGCGAGUUCUGAAGAAGGUUCACCGAUUAAUGAUAAAUUUGACCGUUGCAGAGAAAGAAACUCAUUGCUUCCAGAAACAAGUACUGCCAAAAAAAUGAAGUUCUUGUUUCGUUCAGCUGAAAAGCUCCGUAGCGUUGAAACUAAUGUUCAAUUAGAUGAUGUCAUUACUAGAUCACCCUCUAUUAAAGGGAGGGGAGAAAGUAAUUGGAUACCGGAACAAGAGCACGGCCAAGAGGACGGGCUAGCUAGGGCUCUUGAAAUGUUCGCAUUGGAGUUACAAAAACUUAAAAGCAAAAUCAAAUCAGUGACUAGCAAGAAAUCCUCUGAAAUUUUGAUGUCUGUAGUAGAAGAUAUCCAUUUGCGAUUGCACAAUGUGGAGUCUCAGAUUCAAACGGAUAUGGGGAAGCUGAAAAGCGUUAGUACAUUAAAAAGAAAACGGAUGGAUACAAGAUUUGAAGAGCAACAGGAAAAAUUGCAAUUGAUUUGUGAAAGGUUCAAGGAACAGAUCAAUCAAUAUCUGGAGGACUGCAAAAGCUCAUUUGAAGAGCUGGAAACAGAUCAUCUAGAGUUGAAAGAAACCAUGGAGAAGCGAAAAAAAUCACAUCUAAAGCUUAUGUUGCAAGUGGAAGAGGCAAUCCAAACCCUAUUAAAUGAAGCGGAAAGGAAAAUCACAGCGACACACGAGUUUGGGCGGGAAAAGAUGCUUCAGUUGAAACAGAUUGUAGCUUUGUGUUUGAAAGAGGGGAUCCUUUCGUAAGUGGGCACAAGGAUCAUCAAUCUGUACAGAUAAGUGGUAACCAAGAAGGUGGUACAAAGAAACUCUCAUCUCUUGUUUGUUUCUGAUUAUACAACUCAAUGUAAAAACUGGGUCCUUCCCUGAAAUGGUCCACAAAGUGAAAUUGGAAUCUUAUUGUUAUACAUAGUAUUGAUAUGCAUUUAUUUGUCUCGAAUGAGGAGAGUAACAAUUGCAGCGCGGGCAGGCAGAUGGAUAAGAGUCAUUCAUUUCAUUAUAGGACUUGUUUGUUCAUCUCGACCUCAUAUUAAACAGCAGUAUAUUUAGUGCCUACGUAGUAGUAGUAGUGUGUUUAGAGUAAGAGAACCCAUAGAUUGUCAAGCGAGUCCAUACCUAACGAGUGUUGGAGUGUCAACAUUUGGAUGGCACCGAUUGAUUGGUCCCUACUUAUCCAAUCUGAGGUUGUGAAAUAGGAGGGAAGGAACACAUUCUCUAUAUGUAGCAGCUAGCUAGUAAGCUACAAUAAUGAUGUAUUUUACUAUUAUUAGCAUAAAAUGAAUAUAUUUUCUUGGUUU